This is a messenger RNA of Verruconis gallopava, 2811 nucleotides long. RefSeq lists its product as uncharacterized. The transcript has 3 exons. Gene Ontology annotation, biological process: GPI anchor biosynthetic process. The record is from RefSeq and is a predicted model, not a curated record. Gene Ontology annotation, cellular component: membrane; endoplasmic reticulum. Bases 447 to 2600 code for a protein of 717 amino acids. NCBI's taxonomy places the organism in Eukaryota, Fungi, Ascomycota, Dothideomycetes, Venturiales, Sympoventuriaceae.
CGGCCAAACUCGUCCAAGGAAAGCUGCCGUGGACACGCCUUCCGGUGCUCCCACGACAAUUACAUCCCACUAAGCCAAUGGUACACGCCGGAAAGGUUUCGACAUGAAUUCGUAGCCCAGCCGAAAAGACGGGGCCCAAUCCACCUCACCCUCGCACAUGCACCCUUUCUCUGUCCUCACGUUUGGCAUCUUCGUUGCCGGAUACAUCACUGCACGCUGGGAUCUUGUAACACGCCUGUAUGAGCUUGCAAUUUUCGCUUGGGAUCACGGUGUCUUUACUCGUGCUGCAAAAGGCUUUGCCAUACUGUCUGUUCUUUUUACGCUCAUUGCGAUCCCCUCAGCGCUUCUGGCCUUGCGAGAGAUCGACCAGCAUCCACGUACGAGCACGACAGUCAUCUCUGCACGCGAGCAAUUGAAGAGACGGGGCUCAUUCUAAGGAGGAUGUCAUGGUCGCGAGCAAUGGAUUGAUGCGCAUCUUCUGGCCAUCUGAUGCCCCUACGGCAUCCAUACCAGGUGUCAUUGUUGGGUGGCGUAAUUCCGACUUUGACUUGCUUGUUGUGGGCAUCCUGCAAAAUGUAGACGCGAAGAACGUGGACAAUGCGCUCAAAGUACGCACUUUGUUUCGCAACACCCAGUACUCAAUAGACAAGCUGCUUGAGCGGUGUGGGAAUACACCUUUGCAAGUUCUCGGAGUGGUUAAUCCGUCCAGAGAGCCUUCUUUCGAUUCGGUAUCGAUCACUUGCUUCACGAACCCGCGAUCUCGGUUUCCGGAGUUGUUGUGUCCUAAAGACAGCGGGAGGCUGGUCCAAAUCAUCAUUUUCGACCGGCCGCAUCCAACACGGAUGCAAUACUUUUCUCUCGAUCCCAUCUCGUUGGCCCUAGGCGACAGUCAGGAAAAGGAAAGUCUGGGCUUUCCGCCUUUAGAUGGCAUUGAGGCACAAGAAGAGAAGGAGCGUGAGCGAAAGCAAGCAUUAAUUGAGAAAUUGCAGCAACAUACCGUCAUAAGGCAUGCAAGAACGCAGAAGGAGCUUAUGCUUCCCAUUAUAGUCAACCAGAUCAACUGUUCGUUUGAGCUUAAUGCACUUUUGCAGAGUAAUUUGGCUCACGUGGGUACACGUUCGAGACGAGCAAAAAGUGUUAGUGAGCGGGUAGUGCAGACGGCGAACAAUCUCUGGGACUUUGUUCUCCUCACUAUAUGGCACGUCGUUACUGUGUGGAUCUACCCUGUCAUGACUCAACUCUUCGUUUAUGGUCUUGUCGCACAUCGCAUAGCGGGCGAGGGCAUUCUCCUCGUCCUCGACUGGCGUCUGUUUCCGCGGCAAGCAGCACUGAAGGAUGUAUCAGCAACGGCACAGCAGGUAGACAUACGGCUGCAGCAAUUCUGUUAUUGGCCCAUUCAAUACAUGACCUUGCGACAACGUAAACAGACGUGGCAGAGCAACACAAACAGCCAUCCCGAGUACAUUCGCUUUUACAACAGUCUGUGGCUAGUCGCAAACGACGUCAUUAUCGGAAUCGCUCUUGGUUCUUACAUUAUCGAGAAUGCCGCUUUUGUUGCCCAGCAGAUGGACCACAUCCUCACAGCGUGGACGAUAGAGGGUUUACAAGGUAUGAUUACCUGGCUCAUGGACUGGCCUGCUGGCCUGAAACUCAACACUGAACUUGCCACAUUCCUUGGUGACUUAUUUCUGUGGGUUAUCGAUUACUGGGCCGGCUGCAUGGCGAUAUUGCGUCCGUUUCUCCCGGAGAUUAUCUCUUUCGUUGGAUUCUCGAGCUUCGCAGGCGCAACUAUGCCAAUCAGUCUGUUUUCGGAUCUGAUCUCGAUCCUUACCUUGCACAUAUACUCGUUUUACAUUGCCAGCGCACGUAUUUACAACUGGCAACUCAGCAUCAUCAUCUCGCUCUUCCACCUCUUCCGUGGAAAGAAACGCAACGUCUUGCGUAACCGUAUUGAUUCAUGCGACUACGACCUCGACCAGCUUCUGCUAGGCACCAUCCUCUUCACACUGCUGGUCUUCCUUCUGCCCACCGUUUUUGUGUUCUACCUUACGUUCGCGUCGGCGCGGAUGGCCAUUAUCACGCUCAAGGCCGUUCUUGACACUUUGUUAUCUUGUUUGAAUCAUUUUCCUCUUUUUGCGCUCAUGCUUCGUUUCAAAGAUUCGAGACGUCUGCCAGGAGGCAUUCGCUUCGAGCUACAACAAGAUACCCCAAGACAGAAUGACGGUGGUGAUGGUGAGGAUGCCGCGAUUCUUCCGGCACCAACAUCUUAUAUCUACCUGAAGUCCGUGCCGCUACCACUUUCAUCCAUGCUCAACGAGUACUUCCAGCUAGGUAACCGCAUCCGCAAGCAUUACGUAUCUCCGGGCGUUAUCCUUUGCCUCAUCACAGGUCGUUUCGUGCCACCCAUCCACCGCAAGAACCUAUACAGUUUGCAGUAUAGCAUGUUGCCGAAACAGCGGGUAAGCAUUUCAGAGCUGUGGGUCAGGCUAACGGAGAAGCGAGUUGAGGUUGGUCACACAAACGGGUGGCCUUUGGGAGUAAAUGGCCACACGAAGUGGGGGAACGGUGCGCUUAAUGGUGGCAGUGGAAGAAGAAGAUAGUGGAUCAAAGUGCGCACGCAUCACGGCUAAUGUUAAUCGAUACCUUUCUUUCUUUCUUUCUUUUUACUUCCAAUUCGUGCACAGCGUCUUGCCAACUCGCGUUUCCAAGCUGUUUUCUGCUGCUUUCAUGGCCCUUAAGCGACGGCGAUUCAUCAAGCCACCAUUCAUGAUUCGGAGGCAGGGCUAAAAGGUACACCAGAUGAAAGAUGCG